Molecule: messenger RNA, 3972 nt
Organism: Spinacia oleracea (spinach)
Lineage: Eukaryota; Viridiplantae; Streptophyta; Magnoliopsida; Caryophyllales; Amaranthaceae
Product: endo-1,4-beta-xylanase 3
Exons: 10
Coding region: 418-3744 (1108 amino acids)
Biological process (GO): carbohydrate metabolic process
Molecular function (GO): hydrolase activity, hydrolyzing O-glycosyl compounds
Source: RefSeq, a predicted model, not a curated record
UACUCAUCUAACCAAAUAUUAUUGUAUCUAAUCUCUCCCCCAACCCCAAAAAAAUUAGAACCCCCAACCCGGUUCACGUGCGUACGGGUGUUACAAAGACUUACCCCAGUUGUCACGUACCAGGUACCACAACCCUACUCCGUUACCCGGGCUUCGGACCAGUUAGAAUUAAUCUAGGGUCAUUUAUCGUUAAGAAAAUUCCCGACACAAAACAUCAAAAACACAAAACCCCUCAAAAACCCCAAAAGAGGGGAGACUGGAGAGUGGAGAGAGAUAGAAACAGAAGGGUUUGAACUUUGAUUGGAAGACUAGAUUAGUUGGUGCCGCGCUUUCCUUAGACUUUACUUGAAAUUAACAUUCUAAUUUUCUUUUCUCCAAAAACAAAAAAAUAAAACCUUUGAAGUUUCCCACCUAUAAAUGAACAAGUUCAAAGGUUUAUGCCUCCCACGUCCAUUCCAGAACUUCAAAAUCAAACAUCACCUGGAAUUCGGGAAAAAGAUGGAGAAUCAACAAUGGAGCAACAGUUGCAGCACUGAUGGUGUUGAUGAGAAAGAGUUGGGAAAUAUGGGCAGUACAAGCAGUAACCUUAUUGACACUGUUAUACUGAGUCAUGAUUUUGCUCAAGGCCUGCACUCAUGGCACCCCAAUGGUUGUAAAGCAUUGAUAGUGCCACCCGAGUCAGAAAAAACUGAUGGAACAUCAGCCGGUUAUGCUGUAGUCACAAAUAGGAAAGAGUGCUGGCAAGGAUUGGAGCAAGAUAUAACAAGUAGAGUUUCUAUUGGUAAAACGUAUAGAGUUUCUGCUUCUGUUGGAGUGUCGGGAAGCCAUGAAACUUCUAAUAUCCAAGCCACGUUGAAAUUAGUGUAUAACGGAUCUGACACUAGUUAUGUGUUCAUUGGAAAGAUUCCAGUGUCAACGGAGAAAUGGGAAUGUUUGGAAGGAACUUUCACUCUCUCGAAAAUGCCUGAUCGUGUUGUAUUUUAUCUAGAGGGGCCUCCUCCUGGUGUAGACCUGCUCAUCAAAUCGGUGGUCAUUUCUUGUUCCAGCCCCACAAAGAUGAAAGGAAAUAUUGGUGAUACAAGGACUGACCUUCCUGAAAACAUUAUACUGAACCACAACUUUUCCCAAGGCCUGCAUCUAUGGCAUCCCAAUUCCUGUGAUGCAUCUGUAGUGUCACCUGAGUCAGGAAGUACUGAAGGAGUGUCAACAAAAUUGAGUGGUGGCUAUGCAAGAGUUACAAAUAGGAAUCAGAGCUGGCAAGGAUUUGAACAUAAUAUAACGAGCCUUGUUUCUCCAGGAUCUACUUAUAAAAUUUCUGCACAAGUUGGGGCGUCAGGAACUCAUGAAUCUUCAAAGAUUCAAGCUACACUAAGAUUAGAGUACAAAGGAUCUGACACCAAGCAUCUUUCCAUCGAAAGGAUUUCUGUAUCCAAUGAGAAGUGGGAGACCUUGGAAGGAACAUUUGUUCUCACAACAGUUCCAAAUCGUGUUGUGAUCUAUCUGGAAGGACCUAAUCCUGGCACAGACUUGCUUGUAAAAUCAGUCACAAUUUCCUGUUCUAGCCCCGUUGAGACUGUGAGCAGAUGUGGUGAUGAUGGAGAUGAGAAUAUAAUAUUAAACCCCACAUUUGAAGAUGGACUCAAUAACUGGUCCGGAAGGGGAUGCAAAGCUGUGUUACAUGACUCAAUGGCAGACGGAAAGAUUACACCUCAGUCUGGCAAGUGUUUCGCUGCAGCAACAGAACGAACACAAACUUGGAAUGGAAUUCAACAAGAUAUCACACCUAGAAUUAAGAGAAAGUUGGCUUACGAGGUUACCGCUGUUGUUCGGAUUUACGGAAAUAAUGUUACUAGUGCUAAUGUCCGAGCUACGCUAUGGGUUCAGACACCAGAUAAGCGUGAGCAGUACAUAGGCAUCUCAAAUGCUCAGGCAACAGACAAAGAUUGGGCUCAGCUCCAGGGAAAAUUUCUUAUUAAUGGUUCUCCAUCAAGUGUUGUCGUAUAUUUGGAAGGACCUCCUGCUGGUACAGACAUCCUUCUUAACAGUUUUGUCAUAAAACAUGCACCCAGAACUCCCUCAUCUCCUCCGCCAGCUAUUCAGAAUUCUUCGUUUGGAGUAAAUAUAAUUCACAACAGUGAACUUAGUGAUGGUACCAAUGGCUGGUUUCCUCUAGGCAAUUGCACACUAAGUGUACGAAGUGGUUCACCACAUAUCCUUCCUCCAAUGGCGGUGGAUUCUCUAGGACCUCACGAACCACUAACUGGUCGUUACAUCCUUGUGACGAAUCGUACACAAAACUGGAUGGGUCCUGCUCAGAUGAUAACUGACAAGUUGGAGCUUUUUCUCACAUAUCAGAUUUCUGCUUGGGUUAAGGUUGGGCAUACCGCUUCUGGACCACAGAAUGUCAACAUUGCACUGAGUGUGGAUGGUCAGUGGGUCAAUGGGGGCGAAGUUGAGAUCAGUGAUGACAGAUGGCAUGAAAUUGGUGGUUCUUUUAGGAUUGAGAAGCAACCAUCAAAAGUCAUGGUUUAUAUUCAGGGCCCUGUUUCAGGAGUUGACUUAAUGCUUGGAAGUCUUCAGAUUUUCGCUGUUGAUCGACAAGCUAGGUUCAAACAUUUGAGAAGGCAGACUGAUAAGAUACGUAAACGUGAUGUAGUCUUAAAAUUCACAGGAGACGACACAUUUGGAAACUUUGUGAAAGUUAGACAAACAAAGAACAGCUUCCCGUUUGGUUCCUGCAUGAGCAGGACGAACAUAGAUAAUGAAGACUUUGUGGCCUUCUUCCUGGAAAACUUCAACUGGGCAGUGUUUGGAAAUGAACUCAAGUGGUAUUGGACUGAAGCACAAAAAGGGAAUUUAAAUUACAAGGAUGCGGAUGACAUGUUGGAUUUAUGCGAAAAGAACAACAUUGAAGCUCGAGGGCAUUGCAUCUUCUGGGAAGUAGAGGACACAGUUCAACCAUGGAUAAAGUCCCUCAGUAAAAAUGACCUAAUGACAGCAGUGGAAAACCGUCUGACUGGCCUGCUUACUCGAUACAAGGGGAAGUUCAGGCAUUAUGAUGUGAAUAAUGAGAUGUUGCAUGGAUCAUAUUACCAGGAUCAUUUAGGUAAAGACACUCGAGCCAACAUGUUUAAGUCAGCAAACAAUCUAGACCCAUCUGCCCUUUUAUUUGUGAAUGACUAUCAUGUUGAAGAUGGGAAUGAUCCAAGAUCAUGCCCCGAGAAGUACAUUGAACAAGUGCUAGAUUUGCAAGAACAAGGUGCACCAGUAGGAGGUGUGGGAAUUCAAGGACAUAUUGAUAGUCCUGUUGGCUCAAUCGUCUGUUCUGCCCUUGAUAAGUUGGGCAUUCUUGGUCUUCCAUUAUGGUUUACCGAGCUUGAUGUCUCUUCAAUUAAUGAGUAUGUUAGAGCAGAUGAUUUAGAAGUCAUGCUUCGGGAGGCCUUUGCUCAUCCAGCAGUCGAAGGAGUUAUGUUAUGGGGGUUCUGGGAAUUGUUCAUGAGCAGGGAAAACUCACACCUUGUUGAUGCUGAAGGUGAUAUCAAUGCAGCAGGUGAAAGGUACCUUAAGCUCAAGCGUGAGUGGCUAACUCGUGCUCAUGGUCAUAUUGACGAUCAAGGACAGUUUUGCUUUAGGGGUUACCAUGGGACAUACCAACUAGAUGUUGUUUGUUUUGAUAAGAAAGUUUCCAAGACAUUUGUGGUUGACAAGGGUGAUUCGCCGCUGAUUUUAUCUAUCGAUUUGUGAUGUUGAUAUCUCAACACUUGCUGGAAAAUAUAUCAAAAUUGUGUUCAACAACGGCUAGAGGAAGAACUAAUGGUUCUACUCUCAUACGUGAUUUGAUUUCUUGUUAAUACAGUUGCGUUUUCGUUGUUUUUACUUUCUACCAUUUCUGUAUCCCACACAAAAAAAUGUAAGAAUUAUACCACGGUGUUGUAAGUAUUUGAAUCAAUAAAACAAUGUUGCUUCGCGUUU